This is a messenger RNA of Selaginella moellendorffii, 765 nucleotides long. RefSeq names its product peroxisomal membrane protein PMP22. Lineage: Eukaryota; Viridiplantae; Streptophyta; Lycopodiopsida; Selaginellales; Selaginellaceae. The transcript has 7 exons. The record is from RefSeq and is a predicted model, not a curated record. Bases 68 to 622 code for a protein of 184 amino acids. Gene Ontology annotation, cellular component: cytoplasm; membrane.
AACCUUUUAGGGAAAGAUAGGCGCAAAACUAUAACUAGAAGAGAGUGGGGAAUUUUGGAGGGGAGGGAUGGAGAUCGUCAAGCUCGCUUGGCGCAAGUACCUUACUUCCUUGCAGAAGAAUCCUUUGCCCACCAAGGCGCUCACGGCCGGGACGCUGGCUGGAUGCAGUGAUCUCGUCGCGCAGAAGCUCAUGGGGGUCAAGAAGCUCCAGCUGAGGCGCGCCCUUCUCAUUGCGCUCUAUGGCUUGUUGUAUGGGGGUCCAUUUGGACACUUUUUCCACAAGCUCAUGGACUACGUCUUCGCUGGUAAACGCGACCAAAAGACGGUCACUAAGAAGGUUAUUGUCGAGCAGCUCACAUCGGGGCCUUGGAACAAUUUUGUUUUCAUGGUGUACCUCACUUCCGUGAUCGAAGGAAAGUCAUGGUCGUUUGUCAAGAGAAAACUUCGCAAUGACUAUCCUUCUGUGCAACUAAAUGCUUGGAGGGUGUGGCCGCUUGUUGGCUGGAUCAAUUACACGUACAUGCCGAUCCAAUUCCGAGUCCUCUUCCACAACUUGGCUGCUGUCUGCUGGGGCGUAUUCUUGAUCACGAGAUCCCGCACAACAGCCUUGAAGAGUGCCUGAGAAAGGAUCUACAUUUCGGGUUUAUGGUUUAAGUUAAACCCUCUGAAGAACUAGUUGCACAACUGUUUUUUGUUCAUUAUCCUCAACUCAUAAUAUUGUGCUUUCUCAGGAUAAACAAAAAAUUUCUUGGUGGUCUUUAAGAA